This is a messenger RNA of Soboliphyme baturini, 768 nucleotides long. The record is from the annotation of a GenBank genome assembly. NCBI's taxonomy places the organism in Eukaryota, Metazoa, Nematoda, Enoplea, Dioctophymatida, Soboliphymatidae.
AUGUAUUUUUUAGGUGAAUCUAACAUCUAUACGCUUGGAAACAUAGGCGAUCAUGUCGUAGUUUCAACCAAAUUGUCAGCAGUGGGUUCUUCUCGAUCAGCAAUGAUAUCCGCAGGGAGCAUUACCACUCGAUUGCUUGGUACCUUUCCCGGCGUUGAACAUGUGUUUAUCGUCGGUGCUGGUGGCGGAGUGCCGGAUUUAUCGGACAAUAAGCGGGGCGUUCGCUUGGGGGACGUCGUUAUUUCUGCCCCUUCUCCGAAUCGCGGGAAGGACUUACAUCGAAGCCGGGAAACAAAUGAAGUCGAAGGUUUCACCGUAAAUUCCUGGAUACCAGAUGAAUCUGCCAUUGAAUCCAUAUACGUUGCUGAAGGCAUUAAAGUGUUGUCUGAGGCAGGCGUGUGCGAAAGAUUCUCCUUCGACAGGCCUCCCAUCGAAACUGACAUUGUUACAUCUAAGACAAAGUCACAGAUGGAAAAGAACUCGCUGCCGCUAUUGCACCUGGGACCGAUUGGCGCCGGUCGCUUGGUAGCUCGGGUGUCAAUGUUGAGGAACGAAUUCGCACGACGUUACGGAGUUAUCUGUUUCGAUGCUGAGUUCGACGCAGUCGUACAGUCCAUCUUUGGCAACAGGAUUGGUAGCUGGGCACUAAUCCGAGGCAUUGCCGACUACGUCGACGGCACGAAGAGCAAACAGUGGCAGCCGUACGCAGCGAUGCAAUCAGCCGCCGUCCUGAAAACCCUCCUGCUGAACAUGCCUCCUCAGAAAUAA